AUGAGGCUUGAAAUUGUUGAAUCCACAUUACCAGGUACAAGAUUUAAUACUGGGAAAGCUGAAGAUCCUGAUAUUGGGAUUAAUUCUCUCCAGAAUUACCAGCUAAGUCCAAAUCACUAUUUCAUUCUAGACAUACGACAGGGAGAAGAUGACCAUAAAUAUGCAGAGUUGGUGUUGCAGAAACCUUUGGAUCGGGAAAGUGAUCACUUCCUUCAGUUGAUCCUUACAGCCCUGGAUGGGGGUGAACCCAGAAAAACUGGGACUGCACAGAUAUGGAUUAAUGUCACAGAUGCCAAUGACAACCCACCAGUCUUCUCUCAAGAGGUUUAUACAGUUAGCCUGAGGGAAAAUUCCCCUGUGGGGUCCCCAAUACUCCAAGUAAAAGCCUCUGAUAGGGAUGAAGGUCUAAAUGCACAUAUUAGUUAUACGUUCAGUAAUAUUGCAAAAAGAGCCUACCAAAAAUUUGACAUCGUUCCACAGAAUGGAACAAUUACAAUUAAGGAAGCUCUUGAUUUUGAGGAAACAGAGAAGUACACUAUGACAGUUGAAGCAAGAGAUGGAGGAGGAUUAGUGGCUCACUGUAAUGUCAAUAUAAAGAUUCUAGAUGAGAAUGACAAUGCUCCAGAAAUCAUUCUAGCCUCCUUAUCCACUCCAGUAUCAGAAAACGCUGUUUCUGGAACAAUAAUUGCUCUUAUCAAUGUGAAGGAUAGAGAUUCUGGAGAAAAUGGAAAAAUUACAUGCCAUCUACAAGGUAAUGUACCAUUUAAAGUAGCAUCGGUAUCUAAGAACAACUACAAAAUCCUCACGGACAGUCCAUUGGACAGAGAAAAAGCCUCAGGAUACAACAUCACAAUAAUGGCCACCGACAAAGGUAGCCCCCCUCUCUCCUCCAACAAAACAAUCUCCCUGCAGAUUUCAGAUAUCAAUGACAACCCCCCUGCCUUUGAAAAAUCAACCUACAGUGUCUUUGUGCCAGAAAACAAUCCCUCAGGUGCCCCCAUUUACUCCAUCAAAGCUUCAGACCCGGAUCUGGACCGCAACUCACGUAUCACUUACUCCAUCCUCAACAGCAACAUGGAGGAGCUGCCUCUCUCCUCUUACGUCUCCAUCAACUCUGAGACGGGAACUAUCUAUGCACAGCGCUCCUUUGACUAUGAGCAAUUCAGGGAGUUCCAGAUCCAAGUGAAGGCCCAAGAUGGCGGCUCUCCCUCUCUCAGCAACAACGCCACCGUGUGGGUGUACAUUUUGGAUCAGAAUGAUAACAGCCCUCGCGUUCUGUAUCCUUUCCCUGGUGCCGAGGGCUCUGCCUUGUUUGAGAUGGUUCCUCACUCAGCAGAGCCAGGCUACCUAGUGACCAAAGUGGUGGCUGUGGACGCGGACUCUGGGCACAAUGCCUGGCUCUCCUACCAAGUGCUGCAGGCCACGGAGCCGGCCCUCUUCAGCAUUGGGACCCACACGGGAGAGAUCAGGACCUCACGAGGCCUUCUGGAGAAAGAUGCUGUGAAACAGAAUCUGGUCAUCUUGGUGAAGGACAAUGGGAAGGCUCCACUCUCAACUACUGUGGUCCUCAACCUUGUGAUUGCCGAGAACUUCCAAGAGGCACUUCCGGAAAUGACUAGGCAAUCCAGUGACUCGGAGCAUCAUUCUGACCUCCAGUUUUACUUGGUGCUGGCUUUGGCAUUGAUCUCAUUUUUAUUCCUCCUGACGGUGAUACUGGUCAUUGUCAUGAAACUUCGACAAUCAGGAAAUCCCAAAUUAUUCCAAUGCUUCGAACCUAAUACUUUUUCUAAGGCACAGGUCAUAUUUCCACCAAACUACGAAGAAGGAACUUUACCUUAUUCCUACCAACUCUGCCUAUCAUCAGAGAUGAGGAAAGAGCAGAUCUCUUUCCCUAAACCCCACAUCCAGGUGGCAGAAAACUUGCUAUGCAAUGAUAGCUCUCAGGUAGUUCUUGUGGAUGGCAACUGUGGGGAUGCCAAUGCCAAAGAGGAGGUUGGUGACCAGGUAAGCUAUGUUUUCAGAAACAGUGAUGUUGACACCACAGCCUUGCUCCUUGUAUGA
Messenger RNA from Lacerta agilis (Sand lizard), 2061 nucleotides. RefSeq names its product protocadherin gamma-B5-like. The record is from RefSeq and is a predicted model, not a curated record. The transcript has a single exon. Gene Ontology annotation, biological process: homophilic cell-cell adhesion. The coding region runs from base 1 to 2061 and encodes 686 amino acids. NCBI's taxonomy places the organism in Eukaryota, Metazoa, Chordata, Lepidosauria, Squamata, Lacertidae. Gene Ontology annotation, cellular component: plasma membrane. Gene Ontology annotation, molecular function: calcium ion binding.